AUGAUUAAGAGAAAAUUCAAAAAGUAAUGGACCCUAACACCUGAAGAACAAGUUUAGUAACAAGAGGAAAAAGAAUUGUAAAAGAAGAAGAUUAUCAAUGUUGAGAAAAAUGAGAUUUUGGCUAUUGCUCGGUAAGUCAAAUUGAAUCUUAUUGGAUUAAAGAUCUCCUUAUAAUAAGUAGAAUAAUAUCUCUUAACUCAUGAAAAUUUAACUUAACAUCAACUUAAGAAAAAUUUGUCAAAUAGAAUCUUCGGUCUCUAAACAAUUGAAUAAAUUGAAAUGGCAGCCAUUUAUUUAGCUGAUGUUGACAAUGAAACUGAAACCACUACUAGUGCAUAUGUUAGAUGUAUAUUUAAAACUCUCCUGGAAAAUUAUUAAAUAUUGACUACACAACAAUUAAAUAGUAUCAAUUAGUAAAUUAUGAAGAAGAAAAAUGAAAUUUCAGAUAUUCUAAUAAAGAAAUAUCCAGAUACAUAUACAAAUGGGUAUAUUAAUAUUGAUAUUUAUUUAGAAGUCUUGUAAUAAGUUGAAAUUACAUUAAGUAAGUUAGAAAUUGAUCAUUUCUAUGCUCUCAUAACUAAACAAAAUAAGCAACGAAGGAUUCUUCUCUAAUAAAUUCAUUCUCCUUUUGAUAUCAAUGGGAAUGAAGAAGAAGAUGAGGAUGAAUAACCCUAAAUUAAUGAUUUCAACAAUGAAUUACCAAAAAAUGUUAGAUAAUCUUAAAGUCAAAUUAUUAGUAUUCACAACAGAUAAGAAUCAGAAUUAGUUAAUUUAAACGAGGAUGAAGACGAAGAUGAUAAAAAAAAGUUUUCAAUCAAACGGGAAUCCAAAAAUAAAUAGAAAAAUCAAGAACAUAUCAAAAAUGAACAUUAAGAAUUACCCAAUGGUGGAGAACAAUUGAAAGGGGAAGAAGAGUAAAACCCUUUCUAAGAUGUCCAAAAUGAUGAUCCAGAUUUGAAAAUGAUUGAUUCGUAAGAAAUAAGAAAAUAAAGUUAACCUGAUUUAUAAUAAUUUUGA
Paramecium tetraurelia is the source of this 1017-nucleotide messenger RNA. RefSeq lists its product as uncharacterized. The transcript is spliced from 3 exons. Lineage: Eukaryota; Ciliophora; Oligohymenophorea; Peniculida; Parameciidae. The record is from RefSeq and is a predicted model, not a curated record.